UUUUAGUUUUGAAAGGGUAACAUGAUGCUUUUUGUCCAGUUUGACGUAAAACAGCUUCAAUUUGCUCCAAUUUCAUUUUUUCAUUGAAGUGGAUUUUGUGUUAAAUUCUUUAUAUGAGUAACAUAACUGGUAAUUGCCAUUUGUUCCUCGUGUCGUUAUUGGUGUUACUCGUUGUCAGAGUUUGUUUCUGAGACGGUGAUCGCACCCAAUCUGUAUGCAACUAUUACGCGUCGCCUCGACUAUGUCUUGCCAAGGAUCAUAUUCGGGCCCCGGGGACGAGUAUGACUUCGAGGACGAUGGGUACGACGACCUGGACGAAUACAGGGACAGAGACGACACGUUACCAGCAGCACCUCCAGUCGAGGACAGUGACGAAGACACAGAAGAAGCCAGUGAGACAGACAUACCCCACAACGAUGAGCCACUGGAAGUUAAAGAACAAUUGUACCAAGAUAAAUUGGCUAACUUGAAGAAACAGCUGCAGCAGCUCGAGGAUGGCAUUCACCCAGAGUUCUUGAGGAGGGUCAAGCGGCUAGAACAUCAACUAAAUGAGAGGAUCAGAAUAAAUAAAAUAUAUAGGGAACAUAUGUACGAUGUAGUUGAAAGAGAAUACAUAGCAGAGAAGAAGGCAGCGGCAAAAGAGUUUGAAGAAAAGAAGAUAGAGUUAAGGGAAAACUUACUAAAUGACUUCGAGGAUAAGAGGAAAAUGAUUGAGAGUGAGAGGCAUAGUAUGGAGCUGAAUGGAGAUUCUAUGGAGGUGAAACCAGUGAUGAAGCGAAUUCUUAGACGGCGAGCGAAUGAGCCAGCGCCUGCGCCUGAGAAACGUCGGAAGCCCCUCACAACGACGCUCACGUUCCAAUUGGAUGAGCGAGACAUCGAGGCAGACCUCCGCGCCAUCUCGCGGCAUUCACCGCCACCCAGACAUCAUGCGCCAGCGCACAACUCCACGCAACCCAGGAAGCAUUUAAAUUCUAAUAGUUGUGAUUCACCAGUUCGAGACAGCGGUGAGACCACGGAGACGCGAGUGGAGGAUGGCAAGCUGCUGUACGAGCGUCGAUGGUACCAUCGCGGCCAGAGUGUGUCAGUGGAGGGACGGGAUAUGCCCAAGUUCCCCGGACAUAUACACGCCAUUACUGAUGAGGCGAUAGUGGUAAAAAAGAACAACGUGGAGCGAGUACGGAUAUACAUAUCUCAGUUAGCUCGCGGCAAAGUAACAUUAAAGCGGAGAGCUUCAUAGACUGUACAGAAGAACUUAGGCUACGUUACUAGUGCAUACGCUAGCGUGUGGAGUGAUUGACUGCCAGGCAGAGUGAGUGCAACAAGAAAACAUACAUGUAUGUAAACAUUUUUACUACUCUGUUGUCCAACAAAUAAGAAUUUAUUAGUGUUGCUAUCUUUUUUUGGUAGAUGAAGGAGAUAAAGACAGAAUAUUGUUGAAUUGUAACUUUUUUAUGAACUAUAUAUACAUAAUACUUGAUUAAAAUAAAUUUAGAAUGAGUGUAAAGUGAUGAACUGGCAUAUUAAGACUUUGUUUUAUGUUUAAAGUUGCGUUCUGAUUGGCCGGGUCUAAUGAACCAACCAAUCAGAGCACUUCGAUUACUUGUGUGUGUAUAGGGAUGAUGACAAGGUAUGAAAAUUAAAAAUCUAAUUAGUCCGUAAGUUAGGUAAUGAAAAAAUGUUAGACA
Molecule: messenger RNA, 1685 nt
Organism: Spodoptera litura
Lineage: Eukaryota; Metazoa; Arthropoda; Insecta; Lepidoptera; Noctuidae
Product: sin3 histone deacetylase corepressor complex component SDS3
Source: RefSeq, a predicted model, not a curated record